GUUAGUUUGUAUUUGUCUACAGUUGGCCGUGUACGCGUUGUUUUUAUAAAUAUAAUGUUUUUUUUUCGAAAUCGAUUUAUUAAUUGUUCUAUUAUUGAAGUGUAUAAGAAAAUAUAAUCCAUAGUCAUAAAAUAAUGGAGAACGAUAUAAAAGAAGAGGAGAAAAAGGAAAAAUUUACUUGGGGCGAACGACACAAACAAACAUUAAUACUUUUUUUUGGCAUGGUCAUUUCAUAUGGAUUGAGAGUUAAUCUAUCAGUAGGUAUUGUAGCUAUGACUGACAAAUCAAGCGCCAACCCACAUUUCAUAGAGCUGCCAUGGAAUGAAUCAUCAAAAAGCAAAGUAUUAAGUUCAUUUUUUUGGGGAUAUCUAAUAACUCAAGUAUAUGCUGGACAAAUGGCACAGAAGUAUGGAGGCAAAUAUUUUUUGGCUGGUGCAUUAGGAGUCAGUGGCAUCUUGACAAUAUUCACUCCAGUAUCAGCGAUACAUGGUGGUGUAUUAGUUAUGUGUGCGAACAGAAUGGUUCAAGGAAUGGCACAAGGUCUCAUAUUUCCAUCAGUUAAUGUUUUGUUGUCAAAAUGGGCACCUACAUCUGAAAAAGGACGUUUGAUUUCAUUUGUAUUUAGUGGCACGCAAUUUGGAUCAUUAGUUAUGCUUCCUACCGCAGGUCUUUUAGCUAGUAGUUCAGGAGGUUGGCCAGCUAUAUUUUAUGUAAGUGGUGCUCUGACAUUAGUAUGGGUACUUGUAUGGUCUCUAAUGGGAGCUAGCAGCCCAUCAGAACAUCAAACUAUAAGCGAGGCAGAAAAAAAAUUCAUUAUUAACUCAUUGAGUAAUACAACAUCAAAAAAGCCUUUGCCAACUCCUUGGGGGAAGAUAUUUAAGUCAAUUCCUAUGUGGACACUUAUAAUUGCGCAUCUAUCACAAAACUUGGGCUUCUGGAUUUUAUUAACAAAUAUGCCAACCUAUAUUAAUUAUAUACUUAAAUUCAACAUUAAAUCGAAUGGAUUUUUAUCUGCUAUGCCAUACUUGAUUAUGUGGAUACUGAUUAUAGCAUUUUCCUGGAUUAGCGACUACAUCAGGACACAUAGUUUGAUAUCAAAUACAAAUCAAAGAAAAAUGUGGAAUAGCUUAGCUCAUUGGGGAGGAGCUUUAGCAUUAGUCUCACUUUAUAUAUUUGACACAUCAACUACAGGAGCAAUAGUCUUAUUGACUGUAGCUCUAGGUUUAAAUAGUGGUGUUUUCACAGGUUUUUUGACUAACCAUUUAGAUUUGGCACCAAAUUUUGCAGGCACACUAUUAGGAAUUACCAAUAGUAUAGCAAAUCUUACAUCAAUACUGGGACCAUUAUUAGUAGGGUUCAUUGUAACAGACAGUUCUAACAAAGAUCAAUGGGGAUUGGUGUUUUUAUGCUCAGCUGGCGUCUUCUUCAUUGGAAACUUAUUUUAUGUUAUAUUUGGAACUGCUGAUACUCAAUCAUGGAAUGAUGCAUCAAUAAACAAUGAAAUAAAAGCAGAUAAGAAUGAAGACCCAUGAGUUACCACUUCAAAAUAUUUUAUGGGAAUUAAGUGUAAAUUUGUUUUAAAUUGUUUAAAUAUAAAUAAUGUACUCUAAAUAUUUUAUUAUCAUUAAUGAUAAGAUUUAUUUAUAAAAUUUUAAAAAUUGUGUAUAAAAUUAAAUCAAUAAAAACAAAUUAUACUUCUAAUAA
Molecule: messenger RNA, 1704 nt
Organism: Rhopalosiphum padi (bird cherry-oat aphid)
Lineage: Eukaryota; Metazoa; Arthropoda; Insecta; Hemiptera; Aphididae
Product: putative inorganic phosphate cotransporter
Exons: 7
Coding region: 135-1532 (465 amino acids)
Biological process (GO): monoatomic anion transport; transmembrane transport
Cellular component (GO): plasma membrane
Molecular function (GO): transmembrane transporter activity
Source: RefSeq, a predicted model, not a curated record